AUGAGCAAUGGUAUUCUCAACGGACUUACCAGCCCCAGUCGUCUCCAGAAGAUUGAUCAGCUGCGCGAGAAGAACGUAGGGAAGCAUCUGCCACUGCCACAGCUCGUGGUUGUUGGCGAUCAAAGCUCCGGUAAAUCGUCAUUGCUGGAAACGCUUACAGGAAUUCCCUUCCCCCGCGGACAGGAGCUCUGCACUCGAUACGCGACGCAAAUAUCCCACCGUCGCGAUGAACUGGAGAGCAUCAAUAUCAGCAUCAUUCCUGGACCGCAAGCAACACCGUCAGAAAAGUCUCGACUAGAAGAAUAUCGGAAGUCCGUAAAGUCAACCACAGAUCUUCACGCCCAAUUUGAAGCUAUUUUAGAUGAGGUCAACAUCCACAUGGGUGUCAGAACGAGUAAAAACAAACAGGGCGAUAAGACCUUCAGCGAAGAUGUAUUGAAAAUCGAGAAGUGCGGCCCUGAUGAGGAUUACCUGACCGUGAUCGACGUGCCAGGAAUAUUUCGAAAGAUAACAGAGGGAAUUACGACCGAAAGGGACAAAGAGCUGGUCAGCAACAUGGUCAAGGACUAUAUUCGGGAUGACCGAACUGUUAUCUUGGCUGUACUGCCGAGCAACGUUGACGUCACGACACAGGAGAUCUUGGCACUUGCGGAAGAGUAUGACAAAGAGGGAGAGAGGACUCUGGGAGUCCUUACCAAGCCCGACCUUGUCACGGAACAUAGUGCCAAAGCAGUUGUCUGUAACCUGGUGGAAGGAAAACGACACCCACUGAACCUUGGCUACUACGUCGUGAGAAAUCGAGGCGAAACACGUCAGAUGCUUGAUGAGACUCGACAAGCGCUAGUUGAACUCGGCCAGUCUCGCCAGACAGAAAGGGAGCAGCAGCAAUAUCUUGUCACAAUUGCAAGUACAUUUCAGAAUAUGGCUCGAGCUGCUCUGGACGCCGACUACUCCGCACAUCCAGCCUUGAGAAAGGACGAGCUCCGACUCAUCACAUCAAUCAUAAACCUUACGGACAGGUUUAACUGUGAUUUUGUCACUUCGUCACAUACCCGCAGUUUCCAAUCUAUCAAUGUAUCUGAGUCCGACCCUGAGUCUGAGGAAGAGGGAUCAACUGGAGGUGAUGACUCGGAUGAAGGUGACGUGGGCAGCCUGCAACUCGGGCGUUCAGACGGCUAUGAAUUUCAAGUACCUGAUCCGAAAGAGUAUCCCGAGCUAGAAAAGAUUGUCACCACGGAAAAAAACUCAGAAAGCCCGGCGGAAGACGUCAUGGAAUGGAUCAAGAACAUCUAUCGUCGGUCCCGUGGAGCUGAGCUAGGCACAUUUGGUCCAGGCCUGCUCUCCAGUACUUUUCGCGAGCAGUCCGACAAAUGGGCUUCCAUGACCCGGACUUAUCUCGGCAAAGUCAUUUUGAUCAUUCACGGGUUCAUUAUGAGGGCAUUGGGCGAAAUAUGCACAGACAGCAGAGUCCGGGAGGAGCUCAUAUCAACUAUCAUGACAGAUCUCCUCGCCAGAUACAAGGCCGGCAUGGAUCAAGGCAAGUUCCUCGUCGACGUGGAAAGGAACAGGAAGCCAUAUACCCUCAAUCCCUAUUUUACCACUCAUCUCCAAAAAUCCCGCAGUCUUCGAGUUACCGAAAACUUUCGAGCGAUGGCUCACGACAAAGACACGGAUGUCGGCAAACGUUAUGUGGUUGAUCUUGACAGUAUUCGGUCUUCGGUGAACGACAAGACGAACAUGGAACAUGCGAAGGAGGACAUACACGACAUUCUCGAAGCUUACUACAAGAUCGCCCGUGAGCGUUUCGUGGACAACAUCUAUCAACAAGCCGUAGACCACUGUCUGCUGUCGGGACCAGCGAGUCCGCUUAGGCUCUUUUCGGAGCAAUGGGUGCUAGAAUUGGACGAGCAUAAGCUCGCGGACAUUGCUGGAGAAUCACGCUCUAUUAGAGAGAGGAGGGAGAAGUUGAAGAAGAAGGUCCAUGAUUUAGAGGUCGCUAUGGAUAUAUUGCGGUGA
This is a messenger RNA of Purpureocillium takamizusanense, 2016 nucleotides long. RefSeq lists its product as uncharacterized. The coding region runs from base 1 to 2016 and encodes 671 amino acids. Lineage: Eukaryota; Fungi; Ascomycota; Sordariomycetes; Hypocreales; Ophiocordycipitaceae. Gene Ontology annotation, cellular component: membrane; microtubule; cytoplasm. Gene Ontology annotation, molecular function: microtubule binding; GTP binding; GTPase activity. The transcript has 3 exons. The record is from RefSeq and is a predicted model, not a curated record.